ACUAUUUCUACAACCUCCCUGUCUAAUUUCUGGUAUAUUAACCGAUUGAAGUUGUAAAUUCUCAAUAUAAAUUAACAUAGGAAGGAAUAUUUUGAGUAAAAUGCUUGCAGAAUUUUCCAGCUAGGCUUAUCCGAUCCCAGGAGGGCAUGGUGUGCGCAUCCCGACUCAUUUGUUAGGGUUCUUUUCCUCCUAAAAUCCAGCUACCUCAUGGGCCUAGUUCUAACUACAAACAGACCGUCACACUGAUCUUUUAAGAUGGAAAACGGUUUAUUGUCCUUUCCAGUCGUCUUGGAUUCGACGUUUUUCAAAAACGAAGCCGGCUUCGUCACCCUGGAAAGGGCGGAAGACUUUCAAGAACUCGUCCUGACUGAUUCAGACCAACUUCAUCUUAAGACUUUAGCAGAUACUAUAGUACCUGAUUAUGAAUCAUCACCUGCAACAGUGCAAAAUGAAAUUUUAGAAACUGUAGAAAAUAAUGAUCCCAUAGGAAAUAGUUGUAACAAUGAGUCGAAUGUCUUUUCUGACUUUGUCGAGACCCAGUUUCAAGUUUUUGUGACAUACAAAUGUCGACUUUGCCCUUUUAAAACAUCUGUGAGGAAAAAUGUCUCGAAACACUUGGAAAAGUGUCACUUUGCAAAUGAUAGAAGAGAGGAGGAAAAGAAGCCCAAAGCUGAAGAACAGCACGUCGAAAGGUUGGCUUACAUGUGUGGAAAUUGCUCUGAAGCGUUUUCUACUUAUAGCAGAUGCAGAGUCCAUAUGGCUUCGGUGCAUAAAAUAAUGAUGGGUUCAAGUGUAGCAUUGGAAGGGGGUGAUUUGCAAGAUGGAAUAGAUUACAUAUCAAGGGAAGGGAAUAACGGUAAUGUUAACAUUAUUAGUAAAAAGGGUAGCAAAGUAGCAAAUUCUGAACCGCAGAUUAAAUAUCGGUGUCCUGUGGUCGGUUGCCUUGUGAAGUUUACCUCGAAGGAAAACGUUGAAAAACACAAGAGCUGUCACAACAUGGAGAUGCCGAGGACGUUCGUUUGCCCAGAAUGUAGCGAGACUUUCAAACAAUGGCCGCUCUGCCUCAACCACCUCUGGAAAGUCCAUCAACUGGAUGUGGGGAUGUUUUCGUGCGAAUCGUGCGAUUACAAAAGCGCUUUUAGAAAGAAACUUCACCAGCAUGAGAAAAUACAUAAAGACGGGAAAGAUUUUGUCUGCAGUGUAUGCCUCAUGACUUUCAAACAGAAGAACCAAUUGAGGAACCAUCAGGCCUAUCAUCUCAAAGGAAGUUCAAGCGAUCUCGCUCCAAAUUGGGUGAAAAAACGAGAAUGCGAUCAAUGCAAAAAGAUGUUUUCCGAUGCGAAAGCAUUAAAGAAGCAUGUCCAAGCUGUCCAUUCUAAACUAAGACCAUACAUAUGCCAAGUCUGCGGUCAUUGUUCAGCAACAAAAGAUAUGCUUAGAAUGCAUUUGAGGCAGCAUAGCGGAGAAAAACCUCAUACUUGCAACGUGUGCUCAUUUUCUACAGGUGACCAUAACACCCUUAGGCGGCACAUGUUGAGACACAUGGGUUUAAAACCGUACCAAUGCCCACACUGCUCUUUCUCGGCCAUACAGAGCUCGAGUUUGAAAACUCAUCUUUCAAAACAGCAUCCAGCCCAGCCAGGGAUAUUCUACUGUACGAAAUGUCCUUUUUCGACAAUAUCCGCGAAAAAUUUUCAAUACCACACACACGAAAACGAUAAGCCAGAAGAUGAAAACAACAAAGACUACAUGGCUCAGUCGAUUUUAUUUCAGUCCAAAGACAUAGAUCCAUCCGUAAAUGAUGGCCAAGGGGAUUUGAUUGCAAUAAAUUUCUCCAGCAUCUUAACAACAGAGGACGAAGAAUCAAAUAUUUUUGAGAACGAUACAAUCGAUUUUGGAGGCAUAACUAUACCAGCGGAGCCGAAUCUUGUCAGCCUGUACAUACCCGAGGUGGCCAAUAACGAAAUGUCAAUUAUAAAUGACAGCCUCAGCUAGAAGUAAAAAAAAGUCAGAAAAUUUGUAAGAUGUCGAACAAAAAUAGAAAAAAAAGGCUUUUUUGUCGUUUCAACCUUUUAUCCGAGGUUAAUAGCGUCUUCCUAUAUUAUCAGAAGACUGCACUGUUGCAUUUCUAGUACUAAAUUAUUUAUAUUGAUGUUGACUGUGACAUGUACAAUGUAUUCUCGUUUUUAAGUCCAUCCUUUUCUUUAAGGAAUAUUUGUAGUAUUAUCUCUGCCAAGUUGAUAAACUAAAAAGAGUAACACGAGGUACAAAACCUAUUUUAUUUGUUGUAAUUGAAUAAAAUUAUUUGGGAACUUUUA
Messenger RNA from Cimex lectularius (bed bug), 2318 nucleotides. Its product is annotated as zinc finger protein 569-like. The record is from RefSeq and is a predicted model, not a curated record. Gene Ontology annotation, molecular function: chromatin insulator sequence binding. The transcript is spliced from 8 exons. NCBI's taxonomy places the organism in Eukaryota, Metazoa, Arthropoda, Insecta, Hemiptera, Cimicidae. Gene Ontology annotation, biological process: regulation of transcription by RNA polymerase II. The coding region runs from base 256 to 1995 and encodes 579 amino acids. Gene Ontology annotation, cellular component: chromosome.